GAAACUCGGGCUUUGCAAUUGGGCUUUCGCAUUUUCGUAGCCAGGUCACAAUUCCCCGGUCAGUCAUCGUGUCGACAUUCUUCCGCCUCAUUGUUCCUCCUCUUUGAAUGAAGAGAGGGAGGGAUCUGCUCAAACGCAUCAACAAAACUUUCGCCACUCUCCAAAACCAUAUGCCCCAGGUACCGAUGGAUGCAUCGGAGCGAUACUGUUAUAGCCCCAGAUUGCGCUGGAACCCUGAAGUAGAAGACUACUUCGUUAAAGCAUACGGGCCUCUACAUUUUGCUAAAAUCUCCGAGGCCUUAACGCGUCCGUCCUGCUACUCUUGUAUCCGAGUGAAUACGCUCAAGUGCACGAGUGAUUCUGUAAUGGAGAAGCUGCAGAAGAUAAUUAUAAAUUUGGGACCUGGAAAUGGUAUUGAAGGCGUAAAUUCAAGUGAAACUGAUGCCGGUGGUAGCUUGGAUGUGUCUGAGAAUCAAUCACGAGUAAAAAAUGGGCUCAUCUCAAAGUGUGACAUACCCGGGUUAGAUUAUGUUGUAUUUGUUAAGGGGUGUGGACCACAUGUGAUUGACUAUGGUUAUACGCCUGACAAGCCUCCUAAGGAGGUACUUGUCAGCAGGAAGUGUGCUGAAGCAGUUCUUCGAGGUGCUCAGUCACCCGACACUGUUGCUGCUUCUUCUUCCUUCAAGAUUAGGCAUCUUUCUUCAAGAUCAAGUCUGUGACAAGAAAGAUCCACAUUUUCUUCUCUUCUUUUUUGCUUUCUUCAAGUUUGAUUCUCUCAUUCCUUCCAAGUUCCAACGUUCUUUCCUUUUUUCUUCUUUUUUUGCUCUGUUUCCCUUUGCAAGUGGAAACAACUUCAUCUAGGUCCAGUAAUAAGAAAGAUCCUGGUUGGAA
Messenger RNA from Rubroshorea leprosula, 891 nucleotides. NCBI's taxonomy places the organism in Eukaryota, Viridiplantae, Streptophyta, Magnoliopsida, Malvales, Dipterocarpaceae. The record is from the annotation of a GenBank genome assembly.